GCCUCUUCCUCCUCGCGAGACCCCAGCCACAGGUUGAAAGCAUGGGUGCUAGCUGUUGCUAGCUAGUCUUGUAUGCUUGCGUGAUAAAACUCAACAAUUUAACAACUUUGAUAUUAAACUUGUUUCAUCGUUAUCGUGAUAUCAUCUAAGGACCAGCUACAAGAUGAGUUUACUCGCCAAAAUAGCAGAAAUUGAGGCCGAGGUAAGUUAGCUAACGGUCGCGAAUGCUAGCUAACGCGUUAGUUGUGAAUCACAUUUUGUGUGGCCACUUGACUAGAUGGCUAGCUAGUUGGCUAAAUUUAACUUGGCUAAUCAAGGCCUUACAAUGGAUUUCUCCUUAAAAAAAAGAAUAUAUCCAUAAUAUGAUGGCAGACACCCUAGUUGGCUACUGUAAAGUAGCUAGCUAUAUGUUAUUGUUGGCAGGGUAAUUAACUAGCUAACGUUAAGUAGCUAACUAGCUAGUUAAGCACUACUAUCAUGCUAACCGGCGCUGGUAUGUAUAGAACCACGCCGGAGUUCACCAGCUUUGACAGAUUGUAAUUCACCCCAGUGUCGGUGUCAUGAUGACAAUAUGUUUUCUUUGUGAUCAUUCGAAAGCCAGCCAUCGCAACAAUUUAGCUCUGGACAAGUAGGCCUAGUCAAUAUUCUAGUUCUGGCUGUUGUCAUAUUGUGUUGAAUAUGAAUGAUUUAAACAUCCUCUGUCGGGUAGAUGGCUCGGACUCAGAAGAACAAGGCCACAUCUAACCACUUGGGGUUGCUCAAAGCUCGUCUGGCCAAGAUGAGGAGAGAACUUAUCACACCAAAGGGAGGCAGUGGAGGAGGCACAGGGGAAGGUGAGUCCUAACUCGUGAUCAUCAUUCAUCUUAAGAAUGUGUCCAGCUACACAACAGUGCAGUGGAGAUAAGUUGAGAUUUACAAGAUCUUGUCAUAUUGUAAUGAAUACUAAUGUGUCACCCUUUGUUGUAUAGGUUUUGAUGUGGCAAAAACAGGUGAUGCCCGUAUCGGGUUUGUAGGGUUCCCCUCGGUGGGCAAGUCUACUUUGCUAAGUAACCUGGCAGGGGUGUACUCAGAGGUGGCAGCCUAUGAGUUCACCACCCUCACCACAGUACCAGGAGUGAUCCGCUACAAGGGUGCAAAAAUACAGGUACUUUAUGUGCAUCUUAUACCCUUCACACCUCACCUUAAAGGAAAAAUCCACUCCAAAACGAUGAUGAUGUGGCAAGUGGCACUUCAAGAAACAGAGUGUCACUUCCACAUCAUCAUGAUGAUGUGGCAAGUGACACUGCUUCUUGAAAGUCCAAUAUCUCGAAAACUUGACUGCUGACGUGCAAAACAUUUUGGGACUGUAUCAACAGUGAACUAAUGAAAAAAAUACCAACAUAUAGCUUUUGAGGGGAGUUUUCCUUUGAGGACAAUAUGUACUAGUAGUGAUAAUUUGUAUUUUUGCUACUUGUAAUUUUUUACUUAAUUAGUGUUUUCUUUAAGAUGUUUUGCAGGAGAUGUUUCAGUAUUAGGAUGUUUAUUCCACUUUUGUGUAUCCAAGCUCCUGGAUCUCCCAGGUAUCAUCGAGGGGGCCAAAGAUGGCAAGGGCAGAGGACGACAGGUCAUCGCAGGUGAGAGCCAUCAGUGAACCAUCAGAACCAUACACAAACAACAUGUGUCACACUCACACCUUGAAGGUAGUUUGUAACUGUGGUCUUUCUUUUCCCAGUGGCUCGAACCUGUAACCUGAUCCUCAUAGUGUUGGAUGUGCUGAAGCCUCUGGGCCACAAGAAGCUGAUUGAACACGAGCUGGAGGGCUUCGGAAUCCGCCUCAACAAGAAGCCGCCCAACAUCGGCUACAAGAAGAAGGACAAAGGAGGUAUCAACUUCACCGUCACAGUACGUCUGUUUAAUAAAACACUUUCAUGUCCAGCUCAACCUGUUCCUAUUUCUCUCUCUCUUUACAGUUAUCUAUCUCUGGAAGUAGAUUGUUCUUUUAUCUCUCUCAUUUGAUUUCAAUGGGCUUACUCUGGUGUUCUUCCUUUCUGGCACCUUCUCCAGUGUCCACAGAGUGAGCUGGAUGGUGACGCAGUGAAGAGCAUCCUGGCCGAGUACAAGAUCCACAACGCUGACAUCACCCUGCGCAGUGACUCCACGGCUGAUGACCUCAUCGACGUGGUGGAGGGAAACCGGUAAGCAGCUGAGCACUUCUACAAACUCGGAUGUCAUUUUUGUAUUGAUUUUAUUUUCUUCUUAAUCCUCCAUUAAUCUAUAAUUGGAUCUGACCUAUACCCCCUAGCCAAAGUCCCGCUAUACCCCAUCCCAAAGUAAGGUCAACGCUCCCCUACAGACCUGCUGACAUAACUUUUCUGUUUAAUCUCACCAGAGUGUACAUCCCCUGCAUUUAUGUGCUCAACAAAAUUGACCAGAUAUCCAUUGAAGAGCUGGACAUCAUCUACAAGGUGCCCCACUGUGUUCCCAUCUCUGCCCACUCCCGCUGGAACUUUGACGACCUACUGGAGAAGAUGUGGGACUACCUGCACUUAGUGCGCAUGUAAGGAGACACUCUCUCAACCUACCAACCCCUAGAAGGGACAUAUAGGGUUAUUGGAACCUUCUAUGAAAUAGAAUCCCUAUUACACACAGAACUAUUUUUUGACUGCUUGGAUAAAUGUUGUUUUUGUGAAUUAAUCAUUUGAAUGUGUUGUCCCCCAGAUACACCAAACCCAAAGGCCAGCUUCCUGACUACACAUCUCCAGUCGUUCUACCUACUGAACAUACUACAGUAGAGGACUUCUGUUUGAAGAUUCAUAAAAGCCUCCUCAAAGAAUUAAAAUAGUGAGUACUAUACUGUUGACUAAUGGCUUUUGUGCAUCUUGUUGAUGUUCAUGAAAAGACUGGGGUAUACCCCAGUAUCUAACCGAUUUAAAGCCACAAUCAGUAAGAAAUAAUGUACUUUAAAAAUAUAUAUAUACUUAACAAAUUCACAUGGGCUUACAAAGGCAGCCCAAUUCUCAUAUUUUUCCCUCUAAUUGGUCUUUUGACCAAUCACAUCAGAGCUGAUCUGAUUGGUCAAAAGACCAAUUAGUGAAAAAGAGAUCAGAAUUUGGCUGCCUGUUUAAAUGCAGCUUUAGCUGCUGUGUCCAGCACACAGACAAAUAUGAUUCAAUGUUUCAGCUGCUUGGUAUUGUUCUAACACUCAGUCUUCCUGUCCUUUCAGUGCUCUGGUGUGGGGUGCUUCAGUGAAGCACAACCCCCAGAAGGUGGGAAAAGACCAUGUCAUGGAGGAUGAGGACGUUAUCCAGCUGGUGAAAAAGUAAAAGGACUCCUGACGCUGCAUGAUUUUCUCAUCACCGGGAAUAGUCUGCUGCUCAUGAAAACCCCCCUCAAACAUAUCCACGAGAGCAUCUGUGUCUUGUGGUUCUCAAUUUUAUUUUGGAAUUUGAAAAACUGAAAAGAAUAAAUAUGAAUGUCCAUGUUGCAUUUACCUCUCAUUUAUGCCGACACGUGAUUCAUAAAAUCCAUCGAAGAGUAUUAGCCUUGAAUCUCAAAAAUAUCAAAUAAACACCAUAAAAAUGACUUACGGGAUCGUCUUUUAUUUUAGCUCAUAAUACAGGUCAUUGGGUUUAUGCCUUGAAAGACGCAUUGUAAUUACUAUGUUGAACAACACUGACAAAUAUAACUUCAUAACAUUCACAUUUCCCUUCAUAUGAAAUAAAUCAAAAUCCUGC
This is a messenger RNA of Coregonus sp. 'balchen', 3713 nucleotides long. NCBI's taxonomy places the organism in Eukaryota, Metazoa, Chordata, Actinopteri, Salmoniformes, Salmonidae. The record is from the annotation of a GenBank genome assembly.